AUAUUCAAACCCAGAUUAAACGGAAUAAAACGGACCGGAGAAAAAGGAUCAAAGCGGCCGCUCCAUUCCGCACGUCUAUUUAUUCUCCCCGUCUCCAGUGACUUCCCAACGCCACCAAUACCACUCACCGACAAGUUCCAUCCCUUCUUCGCUCUCCAAUGGCCACUCCUCACCACUUCCUCUUUCUCUUCCUCGUCCUCUUCCUCCUUCCAUUCUCCCUCGUGAUGGCGAAGGCAGACAACUCCACGUCCGCCAAAACCGCCGCACCGAAUCCGUUUACCGCCAAAGCCGCGCUCAUCCGGUACUGGAACCGCAAGGUCCCCAACGGCCGCCCCCACCCGUCCUUCCUCGUUUCCAAACUCUCCCCCCUCUCCGCCCUUGACACCGCCUCCUUCUCCUCCCUCGCCACCUCCGGCGGCGGAGCCGCCCUCUCCUCCCGCCUCCCUGCCCUCUGCGCCGCCGCCCGCCUCCUCUGCUCCCCUUCCCUCUCCUCAUCCGCCGCUUUCCACCCCUCCGAUUCCGCCUUCGCUGGCUACUCCAACUCCAACUUCUCCAACUACGGCACCGACCGCGGCGGUGGCGCCGACUCCUUCAAGAACUAUUCGGCCUCCGAGAACACCCCCAUCGACACAUUCCGCCGCUACAGCCGCGACUCCGUCGACCACGACGACUCCUUUGCCCUUUACCAACCCGACGGAAACGUUGUCACCACCAAUUUCACCAGCUACGCCACCGCCGCCACCGGUGGCGCCGGCGACUUCUCCUCCUACGCCCACGAAGGCAACGUCCCUGAUUUGAAGUUCACCAACUACGAGGCCGACGCCAACGGCCGCGUCCAGAAGUUCUCUAGAUACUCCGACGACACCAACUCCGGCGGCCAGUCCUUCGCCGGCUACGGCAAGCAUGGCAACGGCAUCCCCCUUUCCUUCACCAGCUACGGCAACAACUCCAAUGUCAUACUCUCCGACUUCAACAACUACGGCGAGGACGGCAACGGCGCUAAUGAUACCUUCACCAACUACGGUCGCAAUGGCAACGUGCCGGAGAACAAUUUCCGGUCAUACGGCGCCGGCGGCAACGCUGCAUCGGAGAAAUUCUCCAACUACCGCGACCAAGCCAAUGUCGGCGACGACAGCUUCGCCUCCUACGCCAAACAGGGCAACGCCGGCGCCGCCGAUUUUGAGAACUACGGCAACUCCUUCAACGAAGGCAGCGACUCCUUCAACGGCUACGGCGAGGGGUCCAUCAACCACACGAUCACGUUCGCGUCCUAUUCCGGCGAUAACACUACCUUCAAGGGCUACGCCAAGACCGGAAGCAUCGGCUUCAAGAGCUACCGCAACUCCUCCACGCUCCCGUCCUCCGCCACCGCGGCGUUGACGGCUCGGCGGAGGCCGACGAGCCGGUGGGUGGUGGAGCCGGGGAAGUUCUUCCGUGAAAGCGAACUCCAAAAGGGGACGGUGAUGCCGAUGCCGGACAUCGGAGACAGGAUGCCGGCGAGGUCGUUCCUCCCUCGGUCGAUCGCCGGGCGGAUCCCGUUCUCCGCCACCGAGGUCCAGCGGGUGUUCAAUAUCCCGGCGGACACGGCGCUGGGGAAGGCGGUGGCGGACACGGUGGCGGAGUGCGAGCGGCCGCCGAGCCGCGGCGAGACGAAGCGGUGCGCGACGUCGGCGGAGGACGUGAUCGACUUCGCGGUGAGCGUACUCGGGAGCAACGUCGUGGUGCGGAGCACCGAGAACACCGGCGGGUCCAAAGGAAACAUACUCAUAGGAAAGGUGGAGGGGGUGAACGGCGGCAACAUUACGAAAUCGGUGUCGUGCCACCAGAGCCUGUUCCCAUAUCUGGUGUACUACUGCCACUCGGUGCCCAAGGUGAGGGUACACGAGGCGGACAUCCUGGCCGUCAAAACCAAGGAGAAGAUCAAUCACGGUGUUGCCAUCUGCCAUCUUGACACGUCGGAUUGGAGUCCUGCACAUGGGGCGUUUGUGGCACUGGGCUCCGGGCCAGGACAGAUCGAGGUAUGCCAUUGGAUCUUCCAGGGGGACAUGACAUGGACGGUGGCUGAUUGAUCCCAUGCUGUCUGGAUGGAUCCCUGAAAGAAGGCAGGUAAUGGAAUAAGGGGGACUUUUGAUUCUUUGGAUUUUGAGUCGACUGAAGUGAGUUGGAAAUUGUUUGUGUUUGUUAGUUUUAAAUGUAAAUCCCGCACAAAAUAGCUGCUUUUUAACUGUUGAUUUA
This is a messenger RNA of Elaeis guineensis (African oil palm), 2235 nucleotides long. RefSeq names its product BURP domain-containing protein 12. Lineage: Eukaryota; Viridiplantae; Streptophyta; Magnoliopsida; Arecales; Arecaceae. The record is from RefSeq and is a predicted model, not a curated record.